AAAAAAAAAAAAGAGACACAUACAUAUAAUUGAAAGUGAGAUAGAAACUCAUACACUUUUAGUUUCAUUCCAUAUUAGAGAAUCUUUAUUUUCUUUUACUCAAUUAGAGAAUCUCUUAUAUUGCAUUAAUAUGGAGGUUGCUAUGGAGCUUGAAGAUGAUUUAUUUUUUGAAAAUUUGAGCAAGGAAAUUGCUCUCUUAAUUAUGGAUGAAGAUGAAGAUGAAGAUCCUCUUGUUUCUCAACCUCCAAACUCUCUUCAGGCUUAUUCAAGAGCAAUUCAUCCACCUCCACAAUUUGAUUACUUCUAUGAGCAUGCUUUGAUUAGAAGAGAAAGCAAAGGAACAGGAGUGUUUAUCCCACAAGCAACACAACCAAGAAGGAGGCACAAGAAAGGAAGAUCUAAUUCAUACUCAAAAUAUCAAAAGCAAUCUCAAGACACAAGAAUGGUUUCUCAAGUUCCUACCAAGAAUUCAUUAAAACAAUAAAAUGGUUGAAGUUAUAUAGAUCCUUCUAGUUAUAUUGAUUUUAUUUUGUUUUUUGUUUGGAUUUGUCCU
Messenger RNA from Trifolium pratense (red clover), 553 nucleotides. RefSeq lists its product as uncharacterized. The transcript is spliced from 2 exons. The coding region runs from base 131 to 484 and encodes 117 amino acids. Lineage: Eukaryota; Viridiplantae; Streptophyta; Magnoliopsida; Fabales; Fabaceae. The record is from RefSeq and is a predicted model, not a curated record.